Boleophthalmus pectinirostris (great blue-spotted mudskipper) is the source of this 909-nucleotide messenger RNA. Its product is annotated as iroquois-class homeodomain protein IRX-5-like. Gene Ontology annotation, molecular function: RNA polymerase II cis-regulatory region sequence-specific DNA binding; DNA-binding transcription factor activity, RNA polymerase II-specific. Gene Ontology annotation, cellular component: nucleus. Bases 1 to 909 code for a protein of 302 amino acids. Gene Ontology annotation, biological process: regulation of transcription by RNA polymerase II; neuron differentiation; cell development. The transcript has 3 exons. The record is from RefSeq and is a predicted model, not a curated record. NCBI's taxonomy places the organism in Eukaryota, Metazoa, Chordata, Actinopteri, Gobiiformes, Gobiidae.
AUGGCGUACCCUCCGGGCUUCCUGUUCCCGCCACCGCCGCCGCUGUCCUCGUGCCCCUCUGUGGUGCUGGGCUCGCGCGCCGGUCACGAGGGCUCGGCCUUCGCUCCGUACUCCGCUUCCGGGCCGCACGCGCCUUACGGAGCGGAACCGCGCGCCGCCUCCGCCAUCAGCUCCUUUCUGAGUCCUGGGUUCGAGUCUUCCACUGCUCUGGACUUCCACCCCUUUGCACCCUUGGGACCCUGUCACCCGUACGCUGAUCCCGCCUACAGGAAGAACGCCACGCGUGACGCCACAGCAACGCUCAAGGCCUGGCUGAACGAGCACCGCAAAAACCCUUACCCCACCAAAGGGGAGAAGAUCAUGCUCGCCAUCAUCACCAAAAUGACGCUGACGCAGGUGUCCACAUGGUUCGCCAACGCUCGCAGGAGGUUAAAGAAAGAGAACAAGAUGACCUGGACUCCCCGCAACCGAAGUGAAGACGAAGAGGAGCCGGAAGAGCUGGAGCCAGACCGACCUGAUGAGUACGAACAGGCACUGAGGCAGGACCACCACCAGGGGGAGACAGCUCCCGCCUCGUCUGGUCCCUGGCUGACCUCCGACCCCACCUCCUCCUCCUCGUCUUCCUCCUCCGACUGCACCCCCCACUGCAGCCCCGAGCCCCCGCACUCCCUACAAACACAGCAGCGCCCCCUCCCGCUCACCACAACCACGCCGCCUCCACCGCCUCCUCUACCGCCGCGCCUCUCCCCUCCCCCUCCCCGCCCGCCCCGGACCCCCCCGCCAAACCCAAGCUCUGGUCCUGGUCCCUGGCCGAGAUCGCCACGUCGUCGGACACCAAACCCGCCCAGGACCACCCCCGCCCCACCACCCCCACCCAAAGGACCUCAUACGCCCACGGGAGCGGCCUGA